CUAAUAAAACCUAUCAUUUGUCCCAAUUGCAGCCCACUCUGCGAUUUUCUGGCGAUUCCAAAUCCACCUGCUUGUGACUCGUGAGUCGUGACUCGCGAGGUUCACUCGCUCCCUCUCUCACUCUCUCUCUCCGGCAAACCACCUCCGAGCUUCCCCCACAAACCCUAAUUUUCCCAAUCCCCAAUUUUCCCCAAAUCCCUCCGAUUCUGUAACCCCACCUUUCAAUUCAACCUUCCCGCCGCCGAUUCACCGUCGUCAACCUCCGCAAUGGCAUUUAUCGCCUGCUAGGGUUUCCUAGAUCGAUCCGGUCACUCUUCGACAGCGCACUGCACUCCUACCUCACCAACCUAAUCAAAUUCGUACUUAUGGCUAUCCGCGUAACCCUCAGCUUCUCCGGCUACGUGGCCCAAAACCUAGCAUCCUCGGCAAGCCUCCGCGCGGGGAACUGCCGAGGAUUUCAGGAAUGCUGGGUUCGGUCUCGGGUAUUCGGAUCCAACCAGAAGCCCGAUCUCGACCCCUCCGUCCCCGUCCGCAAUUACCAGACCCAAUUCUCCCGCUCGAAGCCUUCAUCGGCUGCCGUUAAGCCCUUGCCGUCGUUGUACACCGCUCUCGCCGAGGAGAUUCUGGGCGAGAGCUGCAAGAGCCCGAUCGUGCUGGGCUUGAUCUCGCUUCUGAAGUCAACGGCUAUCGCCACCGGCGUCUCUUUUGCUCCGGCCUCAUUGGGGAUUUCGCCGUUUAAAUCCGGUUCGGUCAUGCCCUUUUUACAGGUCUCAAAGUGGUUGCCCUGCAACGAGUCCGUCCCGGUGUCGAUAAUGAAGGAAGUGGAUAAAGGUGGAACGUUGUGUGUCGAUGAGGUUGCAGAAGCCUCGCAGCUGGCUAAGAAAGACUUGGGCAGGACUGGGUUUUUGUCGCGGUUGUUGAAUUGUUGCUCGGAGGACGCUAAGGCUGUGUUCACUGCUGUUACAGUCAGUGUAUUGUUUAAGUCCUUCUUGGCUGAGCCCCGAUCAAUUCCCUCCGCUUCAAUGUACCCUACUCUCGAUGUCGGUGAUCGCGUUUUGACGGAGAAGGUUUCAUAUUUCUUUAAAAAGCCCGAGGUUUCAGAUAUAGUAAUUUUCAAGGCACCUCCAAUCUUACAGGAAAUCGGUUAUAACUCAACCGAUGUAUUCAUCAAAAGAAUUGUAGCUAAGGCUGGAGAUUGUGUUGAGGUCCGCGAUGGGAAAUUGCUGAUCAAUGGUCUUGUUCAGAAUGAAAAUUACAUAUUGGAGCCGCUCGAUUAUGAAAUGGAUCCAGUGCUUAUUCCAGAAGGCUCUGUCUUCGUAAUGGGAGAUAAUCGCAACAACAGCUUUGACUCUCAUAAUUGGGGCCCACUUCCUGUAAAAAACAUUCUUGGCAGAUCAGUAUUUCGCUAUUGGCCUCCCUCCAAGGUGUCCAACACCAUGUUUGAACCACAAGGACCAAGUAACGCCGUUGCGAUUUCUUGACCAGUUGCCCUGUGUUUGCAGGAAGGAGUACCUCAAAAUACAUUCUUAUUCACUUUAUCAAGAUAGUGAAUUUAUUUUCACCACUCUUUUGGCUCGUUUUCGAGCACUUUGAACAUGCUUCGGAUGGAUUAACUUAUCCAUCAGUCUCUGAAUCUUGUAUGAAAUUUAAUCUUACUCUAAACAAGAGUGGCGAGGAAAAGAAAGAAAGGUGGAGCUAAAGUUUCCAUUUUGUA
This is a messenger RNA of Pyrus x bretschneideri (Chinese white pear), 1714 nucleotides long. Its product is annotated as probable thylakoidal processing peptidase 2, chloroplastic. Lineage: Eukaryota; Viridiplantae; Streptophyta; Magnoliopsida; Rosales; Rosaceae. Gene Ontology annotation, molecular function: serine-type endopeptidase activity. The record is from RefSeq and is a predicted model, not a curated record. Gene Ontology annotation, cellular component: chloroplast thylakoid membrane. Gene Ontology annotation, biological process: thylakoid membrane organization.